This is a messenger RNA of Electrophorus electricus (electric eel), 4702 nucleotides long. RefSeq lists its product as uncharacterized. The record is from RefSeq and is a predicted model, not a curated record. Gene Ontology annotation, cellular component: cytoplasm. Gene Ontology annotation, biological process: protein linear deubiquitination. Gene Ontology annotation, molecular function: cysteine-type deubiquitinase activity. Lineage: Eukaryota; Metazoa; Chordata; Actinopteri; Gymnotiformes; Gymnotidae.
GCUGUUCACGGAAGCCAUAAUAAAACCCCAGUCUGUGGCGUUGUAGUCCAUGUAAACGCAGAUUAAUGCAGGGGAUUACCGCCCCUUGAGGGAAAGACGCUCAUAAUGAGAAAAGCGUGAGUGUCUUAAGGAGAAAAGUGAAACUGCAAUAACAACCGUAACCUGUUAAACUUCCUGGUAGCGAAAAUUGUGGUCUUUCGUCGGGCAAAUAAUCAAUUUAGGCUUGAAGUUAUGACCUAACGUCCUGAAGCGUCACAGAUUCACAAACGUAACUGGACUAUAGAGUUACAGGUGUACUUAAUAUACAGACAUUGUGCAUAUGUACUGUUACGGGGCAGAGACACGCUGUGCUGUAUCCAGGGAAAUCUUCACCUAUAACUGGGGAGAGUAGUGGAGAGGAAGUGUCCAUCUCAAUGUAACCGGAUAUCAUACAGCCUGGAAUUUAACCAGGAUUAAAUGGAUGUGUAUUGAAACUGCUUUUCCAUUGAUCGUGGACUGGGAGAGAGCAACUGCAAAGCGCCAACAUGGGGAACUGUUGCUGUCCGCAGUCUAGUUCAUGUGACCACACGGUGGAUGAGACGCGGGGGUUGCUGAACUCAGACUCCAAGGCCUUAGGCAGUGUGGAGGGGGCCGAGGUACAAGGUGACAGCCUUCCGAAACAGGUGGCAGAGGACAGAAGCAAACAUGAAGGAGAAGAUGCUGGGCCACAGGUGGUCACAGUGCUGCCAGAUGCUGUUGCCAAAUCUCCAGAAGCACACGCAGAGAGUUCCUAUUCCUCUGUAAUACAGAGUCUGCACACUGAGAACUCUCGUGCUGAACAAGCUCACCAAAGUGCCUCACUUGCAGGUGUGUACAUGACAAACAACACUGGGACCACAGAAGAGACAGGGGAGGUCCCAAACACACCCAUGAUUUCCACUGAAGUGCCCAUAGAGGUAUCUACAACUGAAGUGACAGAGGAAACGGAAGCUAAGAUGGCCAACGGGCUGGCGAAGAUGGAUGAACAAGUGAUAACUGUGCCAGGAGUCCAAGUUGCACCUCUAGAAGAAACGCGCUCUCAGGAGGCCACUGCAGAAAAGUCGCCUCGGGUGCAGGGGGAGACAGAGCAGGAAGUAUCCGAGACCGACAGCGAGAAGACGCAGUCAAAAGAACCUGCUGAGGUUUGGGUUGAUGAGGACACUACGCAAACCAAGGAGUCAACUUCAAAGAUCUCCAUGACAGACAGACACGAUGCAGAAGACCUACUGACUUUGAAUGACAUGGUAAAGAAUGCUGCUGGGGUGGAAAUGCGGACUAUAGAACACAGAAGUGCAAAACCUCAGGUAUCUUCAUCAGAGCCUGCAAGUGAAAUGGAUGUUGUAGAGAAAGAUGUGAGUGCCCAGGUCAUCUCUGCAGAGCAUGCAGCAGAGCUUGCAGACCACGCGGAAGACACAUGUGAAGAAGACAUGUCAUCCGAGAUGGCUGAAGUGACGGAAGACAGCUUGCCGUCUGAUGCUCAGGAACAUUCAAAGCAGGUGUCCUCUCCAGAUAUGGAGUUAAGCAUUGAACCCACUCCUCACGACAUAGAAAACGGCCAACCAGACAACUUGGGUGAUCUGAGAGAUGAGAACACCUCUAAUGUAGAUGCUGCACUUAUGCUAGCGGCAUUGCAGGAGACAGAGACAUCUCCAACAACACGCAAGGAACCUUUAUGUAUUGGAAGUCAUGCACAGCUGCUUCCUGAACCGUCAAGCAACAUUAGCAGCAUUGCUGAGCAGGUGGAUAAGCCUGAGUCCAGAGACACAGCAGCAGACCAAGAGAAGAUCACUCUAUCUAUAGACAAGGAAGAGGAAGUGGCAGAGUCUCAGCUGAACAGCCUGGACUCCUCCGCCCCUGUACAGAAGCCUGAAUUCCCAGAAACUCCUAGUGAUGCUGUUGAGGAGGAUGACGCUGAGCGGAAAAGUGAGGUUACAGGACCAAGUGAAGCACUCUCACUGGAUGAGCACAGUCAGGAAGAGGAGGAGUCGGAGGCCCAACGCAGUGCGAAGGCAAAGCAACUGGCCAUUGUUGUCCAGGAAACGAUAGAAAAAGAAAAUAGCGUAAGCCACAAGGGCCAAAAAGGAGAGAUUAUUCUCACCAGCAGCCAUGCUGUAGAGGUUGCAGUGAUGCCUCUGACCGAGAGUGAAAGCUUCGCAGACCAGAAGGAGCAGGAUGAAAGUGAAGACCUCUAUCAGGGAGCUGAAGAGAUUGAAAAAGAGUCACUCAAAGAGAAGCGGUUGAAGGCACUGCUUGAAAUCACAAUCCCUGGCGUGGACGAGUCGUGCAGCCUGGCCGCUGUUAUUGACAUACUGGCCUACAGCGAGAGUGAGUGGAAGGGCAACACAGCCAAGAGCGCCCUCAUCAGGAAGGGCUACUCCGAGAUGUCCUGCAGUUUUAGUGGCCUGAGGCGUGUGAGGGGGGAUAAUUACUGCGCUCUGAGAGCCACGCUCUUCCAGGUGCUGGCUACCACCACGCAGACGCCAGCUUGGCUGCUGGAAGACGACUUCACAUCGUUGCCAGAGAAACUUGAAGCUCAGGAACACCUGAUUGGUGGAUGGAUGUUCCCCUUAGAGUGUAACAAAGUAGGAGAGAAGGAGAAUGCUGUGGAAAAACUUAAAUGCUACUUGGAGCUCCUACAGAAGAAGUGGCAGACAGCAGCAGAGACGGAGAGCCCGGAGGAGAAGCAGCUGGCGUGCGAGCGCACUUUUCAGGGCCGAGAGGAAGAGUAUGGCCUACUGGAAGCCCUGAAGCUCCUCAUGCUGGCCAGGGCAGUUGAGUUCCACAGCCAGAUGCAUGCGGGACAGGACGUGCCCGUCUUCUGCUGGCUGCUGUUUGCCCGGGACACGUCCGGAAACCCCAGAACGUUCCUCACCAAUCACCUAAGCCAGGUUGGCUUCAGUGGAGGACUAGAACAGGUGGAGAUGUUUCUUCUGGGUUAUGCCUUACAGCACACCAUUCAAGCCUUCCGCCUGUACAUGAUGGAUACAGAGGAAUUUGUGACGCACUACCCUGAUGACCACAAGCAGGACUGGCCCUGUGUGUCCAUCGUCACAGAGGACGACCGCCAUUACAAUGUCCCUGUCAGGAAGGCAGUGCAACAGCAGAAUAACAAUGAUAUUGCCAUGCUCUUGCCUCUCAUGAGCUGAUUAGCCAUAAAAGUGAUUUCUGGAAGGUCAUUGGAGGAACAGACUUGUAUUUUUAUUUGUGUGUUUCAGACAGAGUGCCAAAUGACUCCUGAUUUUCUGCCAGGUUCUGGUUUAUCUUUACAUGUAACACCCCUGUGCUUAGCUUAGAGCAUGCACUGAACUAACAGAAGUACUCAGGGGUUUUUUUGUUUGUUUUUUUGUUUGCAAGCUAAAUCUCGUUCACAGAUAGAAUUCCAUUGAAUGAGUAGUGCUUAGAGUGCAAUGUAGUAAUUUUUUCUCUGGGCCUCAUUUAGAGACAUUGCUUAGGUUUUGUAUAAAAUGUAAGUUUACAAUUAGAUCCCAAAGUGUAAAUUUGCACUAUUUAAUACAGCUACUUAUGAUGAAAUGAAUGGAUAGUAAACCAGCAGAACUUGUGCACAUUCUGAAUGCAAGCUUACCUUUCAUCAUAAUGCGGGUGAUAUUGAGUCUGUUAAAGUCCUAAUGCUGCAGUGACUUACAGUAGGUAAAGCUGUUCAUUACUUAAGGCAGGUAAAAAUUUCAUCUAGCUAAAUGUGAUUUAGAGGGGAAAAAAGACCGCACUGCCUUUCGCAAGGGACAGACUACUGUUGUUUAAUUGUUGUUUUGCACUUUUAAGCUACACCAGAUACUUCCAUGAUCCCACGAAGAGUCUGCCAGCCUUUCUGUCUAAUCUCCCAAAACACCUUGUUGAGCUAAAGGGAAUGGAGUUAGAAAAGAGAGCAAAAAAACUGGCUGAAGGUCCUUGAGUACUGAAUGGGAAACUUACUGCGAUGGUAAUUUCAUAAGUAGUGAAGAUAAAACAGGCCAUGUGCAACAACCAAAUAACACUGUUAUUGGCAUUGUUUGUUUGUUGUUUGUUGUUGUUUGUUUGUUGUUAUUGGCAUUGUUUGUUUUAUUCAGAGAUCAGAUACCAAUGAGACUUUGAAAAUAUUCCAGAAUAUUGAGAAAAGUACUUUAACUUAAGGAUAACUGAGUGUUUUUGAAACACUUUAUUAACUGAGCUGCCACAACUAAAAUGUGAAAAACCAGCCUUUAUAGAAACAUCACUCAGGAGAUGCUGAAGUGUGUCUCAGGUUUUUCCAUGUUGCCCUAGCAGAUAUCUGGAUAUUUUGGUGGAAGUACAGAGAAAGCUUCAUAAAAGAUUACAUAACAGAAUGGACUCUGAACAUUGUCAUUCUUAAUGUAGUAUUAAUUAUAAUUUAAUUAUAGGUUUUGUUUUUCCUUUUGGUUACUCACAUAAAACACACUGCCAAAAAUGUAACUUUCUAUUUUAAUGUUGGUACUAAAGCAUAACUAAUUUAACAAAAAUCAUUUAACUGGUGCUCCACGGUGUACCAGAAGGAUCAUGAAUUGCCCCAUCAUUUAAAACACAUAGUUAUGACAUCAGAGGUUUCCUCAGGUGUCAGGGUCAGGUUUUAUGGUUUUCUUUUUUUUUUUUAUCUGCUAAAUUUUGUUAUUAACAGACUGGUUAGAUUCUGUAUUGUCAAAAAAAAGGAAUAAAUGUAAUAUGGGUGUCUUUU